Messenger RNA from Antrostomus carolinensis (chuck-will's-widow), 2341 nucleotides. It is a transcript of the gene INCENP, whose product is annotated as inner centromere protein. The record is from RefSeq and is a predicted model, not a curated record. Lineage: Eukaryota; Metazoa; Chordata; Aves; Caprimulgiformes; Caprimulgidae. Gene Ontology annotation, biological process: mitotic cytokinesis; metaphase chromosome alignment; meiotic spindle midzone assembly. The transcript is spliced from 15 exons. The annotation marks the transcript as partial. Gene Ontology annotation, cellular component: kinetochore; meiotic spindle midzone; chromosome passenger complex.
AUUAUCCAGGAGGAGGACUAGCAGUCUCAAACAGAUUCCCUCUGUGCGGUAUUCUCAACGACUCCGAAAUAAGGAAAACCUGGAACUAAUCAGGGCUGAGGCCAAACAAGUCUCUCCACCUCAGCGUGUGACAAGAUCCCAGGCUGCGACAUCUGCUAAAAGCUCAGAGAUCCUUCCCGAGGCCCUUCCUGUCCAGCCAGCAGAAGGGAAGGUUCCCUUAGUAGAAAUUGAUGUCAGCAGUCGCGUUAGUGCUGAGCUGCACCUCCAGAAGAGCGCGUCUAAGCCAGCAGAGCAGCUCUCCUCAACCAUCCUCUUGAGCUCAGAGGAUGGUUCUCCAGAGAAAAGCCAGGUUGCCAAAUCGCCGCCUGUGCCGGCGACCCCUGAGCCGAUGGUGCCUCGUACCCCCGAGGCAAAGCAGGUUGCGUCUAAGCUGAAGACAGCAAAGGCAGCUAAUACCACAGUCAUUCUAAGCGAAGAGCCUGGGCUGGAGGAGGCAGAUGAUUCUGCUCAGGUACAAGAGGGGCCUGAUAAGGAGCCUUCCCAGCGCAUGAGGGAGAGCCCAGGGACUCCGACAGGCGCCAGGCUGAGCCGUCGCUCGGUGCGCAGAAGCCUGAUGGGUAAAACUUCCAUGACUCGCAGAACCUCCUUGGCAGAGAAAUACUCACUGGCCAGCAAGAGGGAAAGUAUGAUCCGGAAAUCGAUCACCAGGACGAUGGUCAAGAGGAAGACAGCUCACAAGUCAUCCGUGUCCUCCAGUCACAUGGAUGCCUCCAGCUCUGGAGAGAUGCCAGAAGGUGAAGAAACAGUUCUCAAAACUGGGCCUCUUCCUGAACCUUGUACCCCUUCCAAGAUGAAUCCCCAGAGUCCGCGAAUGUCGCUUCGCUCGCAAACAGUCAGCAGAAACGAAGAGCCCCAGGAGACGAGCAGCAACGAAAGCAACUUAAAUAAGAAUGUGGAGACCCAGGAACCACCCCAGAGUGCCAGGAGAAAGCCCAGUUACAAGAGAGCUGUGGAUGAUCGCUAUGACAGUCAGCAAGCAGCAGAUGGAGGGCUUUCUCCUCCGAGAAGGAAGACUCCAUCCCCCACCUUUCCAGCCAGCAAAGUUGUUCGUCCUUUUAAAACGUUUUUGCACACUGUGCAGAAGAACCAGCUCCUCAUGACACCAAGCUCUGUGGGGAGAAAUGGAGUCAUAAAAUCUUUUAUCAGAUACAACACUCCUCUCCAGUCUGAUCCCAAGGAAAAGGAGAGACAGAAGCUAGAGACUCUGAGGAAAAAGCAAGAAGCUGAGCAGCUGAGAAAACAAAAACUGGAGGAAGAAAAGAAACGGCGGCUAGAAGAGGCAAGGCUGAAGCGGGAGGAGCGCCUGCGCAAAGUGUUGCAAGCUCGGGAACGGGCAGAGCAGAUAGAGGAAGAGAGGAAAAGGCGUAUUGAGCAGAAGAUAGCUCUGUUUGAUGAGAAGACUGAGAAGGUGCGGGAAGAAAGGUUGGCAGAAGAGAAGAUAAAAAAGAAGGCAGCUGCCAGGAAAAUGGAAGAAGCAGAGGCCCGGCGCAGGCAUGAUGAAGAGGCCAGAAGACAAAAAGCACUGCAGCAGGAGGAGGAGGAACGUCGGCACAAAGAGCUAAUACAGAAGAGGAAAGAAGAGGAGCAGGAACGUGCCAGGAAGAUUGCGGAGCAGAGGCAGGCAGAACAGGAGAGAGAGAAACAGCUGGCUGCAGAGAGAGAGCUGGAGAGGAAGAAGGAGCAGGAGAGGAUCCAGGCAGAAAAGCUACGUGAGCAGCAGCAGAAGGCUGCUCACCUGCAGAAAGAAGUGUUGGCUGCUAAAGAGCUCUACAAGGAGACAGAAGAUAAAGAACAGGAAGAGCAGAGGCUAGCAGAGACGAAGAAGCAGGAGCAAGAAGAGGAGAAACUGCUAGAGGAGCAAAACACUAAAGAUGUAGCCCAAACACAGCACCUAGAAAAACAAGAGAAUUCACCUGCCUGCAGUUCAUACCAGAUGACUCCACAGGGCCCGAAAGAGCCAAAGGUCCCCACGAUAAAUCCAAACAACUAUGGCUUGGAUCUGAACAGCGAUGACUCUACUGAUGACGAAAGCCAACCUCGCAAGCCCAUCCCUGCUCGGGCCACUGGGAAUCAGCUUAGCCAAGCUGUAAUCCACCAGUACUACAACCCUCCCAACACUGACGCGCUCUUUGGGGUGAUCGCGAGCCCCAAGCUGGAGGACAUCUUUUACAAAAGCAAACCGCGCUACUUCAAGCGCACGAGCUCUGCGGUGUGGAGCUCCCCGCCCUUCCCAGCUGCCAAAUCGGGUCUGGCUCUGCCCUGCAGCCUUAAGAAGUACUGA